GAUAAAGGUUUAGUGAUGGCUUGGCUGUGGUUUGUGCUGCUGUGUUCGAGUCUGUGCGCCUCCCCAGUACUGGGUGUAGUCGGAGGUGAUCCAGCAGCUCCCCCUGAACCCGAUGCAGCCGUGGUGUUUACCCAGCGGCAUGGUAACAGCGCCAGAAUUCAAGGUUUCAAGGAUGAUGCCCGAGGAUAUUAUACUUUUAACGGCAUAAGAUAUGCCGAACCUCCAAUAGGAGCUCUUCGCUUUCAGAGACCAGUGCGUAGAUACCUGGCUGGCGAAAUUAAUGCAACUUCAAAUUGCUUGCCUUGCCCCCAGUUGGACCCGAAGGGGUCGGGGGGCAUUAUCGGAAGUGAGGACUGUCUGUGCUUAAACAUAUUUGCCCCGAAAAUGCCUGGAGAUGAGGAAGGUUGCCCAGUUAUAUUUUUUAUUCACGGUGGGAACUUUAAAUCCGGGUCUAUAGCUCCGUAUGGGGGUCAACAUUUUACGAAGCAGGACACAAUUCUGGUGACUGCACAAUACCGCCUGGGUUCACUCGGGUUCUUGAGCACAGGAAACAGAGACGCGUCUGGUAACACCGGCCUGUUCGACCUGAGAGCUGCGAUGACUUGGAUAAAUGACUACAUCGAGUUCUUUGGUGGCGACCGUUCCCGGCUGGUGGUGAUGGGGCAGGGUUCGGGCGGCAGAGCGGCCUCACUAAUGGGCUUGUCUAAGGAGACACCACGCGAGGGUCGAGAUGCUACUGGAGUAGCAGCGCUUUCUGGUGCUCCUUUGUCUCCGGGUGUGGUAAACUCAGAUCCCAAUAAACAUGCAGUAGAAUUGGCGGAGCGCACAGCUUGCCCAAAGGAGCCUCCAGAAAGACUAGUACUAUGCUUAAAGAAGUUACCCGCUGAAAAAAUUGUAAUUGCUGACAAAGACAUAACGUUGGACAUGCCCGAUACACAGGCCUUUUUGGAGGAGAUAUCCGGUAGAGCAGGUCCUAGGGCCCGUGUGGAGGGGGAACACGACAGUCGCAGUCUACCGCCCUUCGUAUCGGAGGAGCCAAGUGACUCUCUCAAGAAGAAGCACCAGCUCGGACCCAUGCUCACCGGCGUGACGUCAGCAGAAACUGCUAGGGCAGUCUUCGGUAAAUACGCCAAAUUCUUGAGCGAGCAGUUGGGGGCUGUGAAGGAUUUCAUAAAGAAGGACGUAAUCGGUGGCCUUAAGACCACAGUGCAAGAAAUCCAGGCCCUAAAUCCGUUGAAGAAUAGCGGCCUGCAAAAUGUAAUACCCUUGCCAGACUAUUACCAGGCCGUGUUUGACAGCACCCUGAAAGCGAUUGACGGAUUAGCUGAAAUUGCUGAGGCUACAGGGGAUGCAUUGUUCAACUUCCCGGCGUAUCAAAGCGUGAAGGAGUGGAGCGCCGGGGCUUCAGCGCUCAUGUACAGUUUCGAGCACGUUGGGAACCUCAGCAAGGGGUACCACUUCGUUCCUGGUAUUGCUCUUACCCAGGGCGCAAGUAACCUCCCCGAAAACUUGCCUCAAAAAGCGAAGGGUCCUGCACAUGGGGACGAGCUGGCGUAUCUCUUUGAGCCGCUGGACGACCAGGGUAACCCAAUGGGUGAGACGGUCUCGCCAACCGAUGCUCAAGUGCGUGAAUCUUUUGUUGGACUCUUCGCUAAGUUUGCUCGCAACUUGAAGUCGAACAAAACAAAGGGCGGCAGUCCUUUCUCAUUUCUGUCGCUUGGAGCCGACAAGGAACAAUACUUGAAAAUUGGAACAACUAUUACUAUGGAGAAGAACUUCCGGUUUUGCCAAAUGGGUCUAUGGGGUAACUUGGGAGACAGGUUAUCUGAUGGAAUUUGCAAGAACAUCCUAGGUAACAUCCUGAACUUACCGAAACUCCUGUCACCUGUAGCAGUCCAGGUGGACAAUACUGGGAAGAUACCGAUCGUCAAUCAAGGCUUGGGUAUUCUGGGCCAGAGACCUAAGAAGCCUACUGGUGGGAAUUCGUUUGCGCCGUUUAAUAACCCAUUUGGAAUAUAAUGAUCUAUAUGUGCAAUAAAUGAAUAUUAUAAGUUCUUUA
Messenger RNA from Leptidea sinapis, 2059 nucleotides. It is a transcript of the gene CCE-un1, whose product is annotated as liver carboxylesterase 1F. The coding region runs from base 16 to 2019 and encodes 667 amino acids. The transcript is spliced from 12 exons. NCBI's taxonomy places the organism in Eukaryota, Metazoa, Arthropoda, Insecta, Lepidoptera, Pieridae. The record is from RefSeq and is a predicted model, not a curated record.